AUGGCAUCUAAGAAUAGUCCGUUUGAGACCAAGUUUUCCUUCAACCUCCUCCCAACCAAGACAUUUUCCUUCCUUCAGGACAAAAGCACGCUACAACUCCUCAUGAAAUGGUCCAUGCUCGGGCGUAUCUCAGCCCAGGCCUUCAGCUUUGACCAGACCUUCUACCCAUACAACAGCCACGACUUUACACUGAGUUUCUUCAGAGACCCCUGUGUGCUGACCAACCUCAGGAAGAUGGAGGCUGGAGCCUGGGUUACUCUGGAGGGUGAGGUGGUGUGUGUACAGGCAGAGGUAGUGCCGUGCAGUAAGGUCAGUAUGGAGAUGUUUGACCCUCUCUACUCCAGUGGAAUCAUCACACCCUCUGGACACAUCACCAAAUGUUUCCAUGACACAUACCCUGACUACGACCUACUGAGACAGAUGCUGCAGGAGGAUGGCAGUGAGGAGUAUGGAGUGAUGGAGAGGAGAGAGUUCCUAUUCCUUCUGUUUAAACACGUGACUCUGGGAGGAGAGCUGUGUCAGUAUGAAGACACCAUCAACCCCUACAUAGACACCACUAGAACCAUUUAUAGGGACCUGGUCAGUGUUCAGAAGAAUCCAGAGAGCAAGGAGAUCAGUGUGGUUUCCACUGUCAUCAAAGUCUUCGCUCUGGAUGCAUCCGGGGUGUGUUACCCAGCCAGAGAAAAAGAGGAACAGUCAUUCUCCUACCUCAUAGUGGACCCCUUCAGAAGACAUGUCUAUGUGUUCUACCACUGUUAUGGAGUAGGCGCCUUCACGCUGUAA
Messenger RNA from Salvelinus namaycush (lake trout), 783 nucleotides. It is a transcript of the gene cfap300, whose product is annotated as cilia and flagella associated protein 300. The record is from RefSeq and is a predicted model, not a curated record. The transcript is spliced from 7 exons. Bases 1 to 783 code for a protein of 260 amino acids. NCBI's taxonomy places the organism in Eukaryota, Metazoa, Chordata, Actinopteri, Salmoniformes, Salmonidae.